Molecule: messenger RNA, 462 nt
Organism: Sphenostylis stenocarpa
Lineage: Eukaryota; Viridiplantae; Streptophyta; Magnoliopsida; Fabales; Fabaceae
Source: the annotation of a GenBank genome assembly
AUGGAGAGGUCACUGAUUCGACGCCUGGUUCCGCCGUUGGCAGUGCGAUUGAGGCUAAGAAACAAUUGUUCUUUGUCCACUUCUGUCGUUCACCAUGCUUCUUCUUCGUCUGAUUCUGUCGUGGAGCCUGUUUGCAUGACCGAAAACUGCGUUCGAAAAAUUAAGGAACUAGAUGCUGGUGAAUCAUCAGCAGACCGCAAAUUGCUUCGUUUAAGUGUAGAAACUGGUGGAUGUUCUGGGUUUCAGUAUGCUUUUAAUCUGGAUGACAGAAUUAACUCAGAUGACAGGGUUUUUGAGAGGGAUGGAUGUAAACUGGUUGUUGACAAUAUUUCGUAUGAUUUUGUGAAAGGUGCAACUGUUGAUUAUGUUGAGGAGCUAAUCCGUUCAGCUUUUGUAGUGACUGAGAACCCCAGUGCAGUUGGUGGCUGCAGUUGUAAAAUUUCCUUCAUGGUCAAACAGUAA